AUGGCAAAACCUAUACAAUUAACAUCACAUCCAAUGGCUAAUUAUCCAUUAAAAGUCUUAUCACAACUUAAAAAAACACAUAAAUUUGAUAAAUUACCUAAUUUAAAAAAUUUUCCAUCAGCAAAUAGAAUAGCUAUAAGUAAUAAUAAGCUUCGUAUUGCUUGUACAUCAGAUAUAUUUGAUAAUACAACAAAAUUAGUUGAUUCAUGUCCACAAGCUGAUAUACUUAUUAUAGCUGGAAAUAUUUCACGUUAUUCAAAAUGGAUAGAUAUUGUUAAAUUUCGAAAAUGUCUUGAUGAUUUACCAAUAAAAUAUAAAAUUCUUUUACCAGGAAGUUCAGAUAUUUGUUUUAAUUUUGAAAAUCUUACUAAUGAACAAACUAAACAAUGUGAACGAGAUAAUAUAAAAAAAGAAUUACAAUUACUUGGAUUAAAACAUGUUUCACAAUAUUUAAAUAAUGUUAUUUAUUUACAAGAUAUGGGUGUUGAAAUAGCUGGUGUUAAAUUUUAUGGAUCACCAUGGGUAUCAACUAAUAAAACAGCUGCAUUUUAUUGUUCUCGUAAUAAUAUAAUGAACAAAUGGAAUCAUAUACCACGUGGAAUUGAUGUUUUAAUUACAUGUCAACCACCAUUAGGUCAUGGUGACGCUGAUUAUAUUGAAGAACAUUUAGGCGAUGUUGACCUUCUCGGAACAGUAGCAUGUCGAAUUGGACCAACCUUUCAUGUAUUUGGAUAUAGUCGAGAAGAAUUUGGAAUAUCAUUCAAUGGAUAUACAUAUUUUAUAAAUGCAUCUAUGUGUACACGUUCUUAUAAUCCAUCAAAUGAUUUAAUUGUAUUUGAUGUUCCUAUGCCUGAUAAUGCAUCGAAAAUUUCUCCAAAUAUAAAUUAUUUUACUGGACUUAUGUAA
Messenger RNA from Rotaria sordida, 906 nucleotides. NCBI's taxonomy places the organism in Eukaryota, Metazoa, Rotifera, Eurotatoria, Philodinida, Philodinidae. The record is from the annotation of a GenBank genome assembly.